Lacerta agilis (Sand lizard) is the source of this 1055-nucleotide messenger RNA. RefSeq names its product 2-acylglycerol O-acyltransferase 2-like. Gene Ontology annotation, molecular function: diacylglycerol O-acyltransferase activity. Bases 45 to 1052 code for a protein of 335 amino acids. Gene Ontology annotation, cellular component: endoplasmic reticulum membrane. The transcript is spliced from 6 exons. The record is from RefSeq and is a predicted model, not a curated record. Gene Ontology annotation, biological process: triglyceride biosynthetic process. Lineage: Eukaryota; Metazoa; Chordata; Lepidosauria; Squamata; Lacertidae.
GGGCGGGGCUUUCUGCCUCCGGUCUCUGCCCCGCUGCGCUCGUGAUGUUGGUCCAGUUCGCCCCGCUGCGGCUGCCGCUGCGGCGCCGCCUCCAAACCGCCGCGGUUCUGCAGUGGGUCUUUUCCUUCCUGGCGCUGGCGCAAUGCUGCCUGGUCUUGUUCCUCCUCCUGCUCCUGGGAGACGGCUGGGUUCUGGCUGUGCUCUACGCCGCAUGGAUGUACCUAGACUGGGACACCCCGGCCAGAGGGGGCCGCCGCUCCAGCUGGGUGCGAAACUGGUCCGUGUGGGGCUACUUCCGAGACUACUUCCCCAUGACGCUGGUGAAGACGGUGGAGCUGGACCCCUCCCGCAACUACCUCUUUGGCUUCCACCCCCACGGAGUGCUGGUGGCUGGCGCCUUCGGGAACUUUUGCACGGAGGGCACCGGCUUCUCUGCCCUCUUCCCGGGACUCACCCCACACCUGCUGAUGCUGCCCUUCUGGUUCAAGGUGCCCUUCUUCCGAGACUACAUCAUGAGCGGGGGGCUGGUUUCCUCAGACAAGAGCAGUGCCGCCUACCUCCUUGGCCACGAAGGCGGGGGCCAGGUGGCUGUGAUCGCUGUUGGGGGGCCCCCCGAGUCGCUUGACGCCCGGCCUGGAGCUCUGACCCUCCGGCUUCUCAACCGCAAGGGCUUCGUCAAGAUGGCGCUGCAGCAUGGAGCUGCCCUGGUCCCAGUCUUCUCCUUCGGGGAGAACGAGCUCUUCAACCAGGUCUCCAACCCCCAGGGCUCCUUCAUCCGGGCGGUUCAGGAGCGGCUCCAGAAGGCCAUGGGGCUGGCGCUGCCCCUCUUCCACGCCCGGGGGGUCUUCCAGUACAACUUUGGGCUCCUGCCGUUCCGGAGGCCCAUCCACACCGUCGUGGGGGCCCCGAUCCUCGUUCCCAAGACCCCUCACCCGUCAUCAGAGGCCAUCGACAAACUGCACCAAACUUACCUGGAGAAGCUCAACCUGCUCUUUGAGGAGCACAAGACCAAGUACGGCCUCCCUGAAGACAGGCACCUCGAGAUCGUCUAGGGU